This is a messenger RNA of Lachnellula hyalina, 1350 nucleotides long. RefSeq names its product L-galactonate dehydratase (gene lgd1). Gene Ontology annotation, biological process: carbohydrate catabolic process; amino acid catabolic process. The coding region runs from base 1 to 1350 and encodes 449 amino acids. The transcript has 3 exons. The record is from RefSeq and is a predicted model, not a curated record. Gene Ontology annotation, molecular function: L-fuconate dehydratase activity; magnesium ion binding. Lineage: Eukaryota; Fungi; Ascomycota; Leotiomycetes; Helotiales; Lachnaceae.
AUGGCAGAAGUCACUAUCACAGGCUGGGACACGCGCGAUGUGCGAUUCCCAACAUCUCUCGACAAGACAGGCUCGGACGCCAUGAACGCAGCAGGCGACUACUCGGCCGCAUACUGCAUCUUGAAGACCGACUCGCCCUUCUCCGGUCACGGCAUGACCUUCACCAUCGGCCGCGGCAACGACAUCGUCUGCAAAGCCAUCGACAACGUCGCCGACCGCAUCAAAGGCCGCACGCUCUCCUCGCUCGUCGCAAACUGGGGCCAGACAUGGCGCUACUUAGUCUCCGACUCGCAAUUACGCUGGAUCGGGCCUGAAAAGGGCGUCAUUCACCUGGCGCUCGGCGCGGUCGUAAACGCCAUCUGGGAUCUGUGGGCCAAGACGUUGAACAAGCCGGUCUGGAGAAUCGUGGCGGAUAUGUCGCCGGAGGAGUUUGUGCGCUGUAUUGAUUUCCGCUAUAUCACCGAUGCGAUCACGCCGGAUGAGGCGGUGCAGAUGUUGAAGGGCGAGGAGGAGGGCAAGGAGAAGAGGUUGCAGGAUGCGUUGGAUAGUCGCGCUGUGCCGGCAUAUACUACUAGUGCAGGGUGGCUUGGGUAUGGGGAGGAGAAGAUGAAGGGACUGUUGGAGGAGACGUUGAGUAAGGGGUACAGGCAUUUCAAGCUGAAGGUUGGGACGAGUAUUGAGGCGGAUAAGAGACGGUUGGCUAUUGCGAGGAGUGUUAUUGGGUAUGACAAGGGAAAUAUUUUGAUGGUGGAUGCGAAUCAGGUCUGGUCUGUCCCCGAAGCCAUCGAAUACAUGCAACAGCUCAAAGAAUUCAAACCCUGGUUCAUCGAAGAGCCCACCUCCCCCGAUGACAUCCUUGGCCACAAAGCCAUCCGCGACGCUCUACGCCCCCACGGAAUCGGCGUCGCCACCGGCGAAAUGUGCCAGAACCGCGUCAUCUUCAAGCAGCUCCUCGCCAGUGGCGCUAUCGACGUCUGUCAAAUCGAUGCCUGCCGCAUGGGUGGCGUCAACGAAGUCCUGGCCGUCCUCCUGAUGGCCAAGAAGUUCAACGUCCCCAUUGUGCCGCAUAGCGGCGGUGUGGGACUGCCAGAAUAUACGCAGCAUCUGAGCACGAUUGAUUAUGUUUGUGUGAGUGGGAAACUCAGUGUGUUGGAGUAUGUGGAUCAUUUGCAUGAGCAUUUCAAUCAUCCGGCUGUUAUCAAGGAUGGGUAUUAUCAGACGCCCCAGGAGCCGGGGUAUAGUGUUGAGAUGAAGCCCGAGUCGAUGGAUCUGUUUAGCUUUCCGGGUGGGGAGAAGGGGUGGUGGAAGAGUGCGGAGGCGAAGCCGAUUUUGGAGGGCGAGAAGAUAUAA